Molecule: messenger RNA, 3061 nt
Organism: Oldenlandia corymbosa var. corymbosa
Lineage: Eukaryota; Viridiplantae; Streptophyta; Magnoliopsida; Gentianales; Rubiaceae
Source: the annotation of a GenBank genome assembly
AUUUAUGGGCUGAGUUUAAUUGUUUGAAUAAAUAAUGGGGCUAGAAAGCUCAUUUCUGAAACAACUACUCACGGGUUAGCUUAGUAAUUGAUCAAUAUCAUAUCACCAACCGGCCCAAUAUGAAACUCUGAAACAGAAAUGGCGGCCUAGCAUUCGUUACGUUGGUACGACUGAAAACCCAGAGAGAGAGACCGAGGGGGACAGAAAUGGCGGCCCCUUCCCCCGCGGUGCUGAGGAAAACCCACAAAGCCCUAAGCUCUUUCUUCACCCUUAGAGCUAUAACUUCAAAUCUCCGCCAGCUUAGCGGUCCUGCCGCUGCCGGAAAGUUCCAACCUCAAGAACACGAUGACCCUUCUUCAUCACCGGCUUUCACUUUCUCCUCCUCCGAGGAAUCGCAGUCGAGUACUAGGAAUGAAGAAGAUCCCAUAUACCUGAAAGGGCCAGUGAAGAAAAAUAACAAUCCCUCGGCACCAUCGGAGUCGGUGAGCAUGCCCAUGUCUUUUAUGACGGGAUCAAUUGUGGGGAAGAGAUUUUACAACAAGGUGACCACCCGACAGGCUGACGAUGGCAAUGGUUGGACAGUGAUGCUUGAUUACAGAACCCUGAAAACCCCUUCCAAAAGGCCCCUCAAGUGCCCAACCCAUUCUCUCGCCAUGGCCAUUGCAGCUGAAUGGGAAUACCAGCAAAUGGAUGGAAUUAGGCCUUUUACAAUGCCUCUGAUGAAACUUGCAUGCACGGCUUUCGAAAGAGUUCCCCUCACUCGAGUGAAAGUUCUUGAGAAUUUGAUGAAGAAGUUUAAUCAGGAUUUAGUCUUCUGCAGAGCUCCAGGAGACAAUGAUCUUACUAGAGGUGUAUUAGAGUGUCAAGUGGAGAAGAUCGAUCCUCUGCUUAAAUGGUUGCAAUCAGAGUUUGGAUAUAAGCCUGUCGUAUACUCAAGCUUCUUUGGAGGAAAACAGGAAAAUGGUCUUGUGACUGCCAUUGAGAGCUUACUUAAAGGGACUACUGAUUGUGAAUUGGCAGCGAUUGACGCUAUUGCUGCUUCUGCUCAUUCUUUAGUCAUUGCAAUUGCAAUGUUGCGUGGUAGACUGAGUAUUGAUGAGGCCAUUGAGCUUAUUAGACUGGAAGAAGAUUUACAGGUUCAAAAUCUCGUCAGUUUUUAGAUCAGCAUCAACCUCUUGAUAUGUUUUGCAUUCUCAUGUUGUCUCUCUCGUUAAUUCCUGCAGGUAGAUAGCUGGGGUCUUGUUGAAGGUGGGCAUGAUGUUGAUAUCGCAGAUCUCAGAGUUCAGAUCUCAUCUGCUGCUGUUUUUCUUGGAUUGUCACGGAAAAACUGAGUUGCGUAUGCGUUUCACGUAUUAGAAGAGGGUGCUUUCUAUUUAUUUCUUUAGUAUGCUGGUGUUUUGUCACCACACCUGCACACCCUGCACACGUAGUGCUACAUAUUGUUCAGGAACUUGUAGCAUUUUGUCUAAUAAAGCGGACAAAAGAACAGAACCUUGACUUGUUGGUAUUUGUGCUUGAAAAUGAUCAGAUAGUUGUCCGCAUUACCAAAAGAUUAGUUUUGUUCUUUAGGUUGACAUCUAAUGUUGUUUGUAUGAAAUUAUGUUUGUGAUGCUACUUGCAAGUAGAAUGUACGGAAGUUUUUUUAUUUAGCGAAUAAAUUGGAGAAUGAUAACAUCAAGAUGAGGGCCCUUCCUUCUUGAUUAAGUGUAGCCAAUUACAAGUAGUUAGUUGUGCAGUGUAUGAGGUAUAGAAAAAUUUGCCAAAUUAACAGCUUCUGAAAACAAUAUUUCUACCGCUGUUACUCUGUUUAUUAAUGAAUUGAGAAUUUGAACAUCCUCCUUAACUUCUACUUUAUAAUUGUAAACUGGUGAUACUUGGAGAUGACCGGCAGCAAGCAUUCAGAUUACAGAUUCACAGGGUGAGGCCUUGCUCGUGCAAUUGCCAUCCCUUUUGUUACCACUCAUGUGUAGUUAUAGCUUGUUUCCGAGUAUAUUGCUUGUAGAAAAUGUGCCAUCUGGCCAAAGUGUUUUAUUCUGUGUGCUCCAUUUGGGGACCUAAGCUGACAGAAAAAGGCAACAGGGGAAGUCUAAUGUUUUAGUUUAGUCUCCUGAAAAUUGUCUUCCUGAACCCUGCAGCAGUUUUGUUUGAAUCCUGACCUAAAAGGGAAUGCUUCUUUUUCUUUUUUUCCUUUUUUAAUCUCUUAGCAUCUUUGAACGUGGAAGAUAUUGUGCUCGAUAUUUGUCACGUUGUUUUGCAACAUAGGAAUUGCAUAUUUCCUGCACACAUGGAUUAACAAAGAUUGAGGCUUGGUACUUCAAACAGGGUUUGUUACUUAUAAAUUUAAUUAGUUGUGCUUCAUUUGUGCUUCUUAUAGCAGCUGAAGGUUCGUUCAUCAAAAGCUUAAUAAACUCAUUUUCUAGGUAAGGAUUCUAGAUCUUCCAGAAUGGCCAAUGUCAUAAGUUUAGUCAUGGCAGGUGUCACCACUUAUCAGAGACGGACACAUACCUGCAAAUUAAUGCCUUUCUUUGCAGCACUGUAUACAUAGUGGUGGCUGUUUUCUGAUGUCACAAUAGCAACAAGCUAUGUCGCAGUCAUUGUUGCAACCUACACAAAGUAAGAGAACUUUUUGGUUCUUUACCUCAUACUAUUGAAUUUUCAUCUUCAUACUCCUCGUUCAUCUGACUCGAAAGAAGUAAAGAUAAGGUUGAAAUGAUUGCCUACCUUGGACAGUAAUAUAUGAAGGUGCUUGAGUACUUUCGAGAAACCGUCUUGAUUUGCUUGCUUGAACUGCCACAAUGAGUGCCUGAACUAUGAGCAUGAACACAAGAACAGCUCUUAUGGUCUUCUUCAUUAGCCUUCUUGAUUAUUUUUUAUUUUGGCCUUUUUGAUGUGUGAGUUUUUACAACAAAGCUUGACCUUAUAUAAGGAUCUUGUGCAGGCUCUCAGACGUUCUAUAAACUUGGUGCAUUUGACGUGAAUGUCAAAACCAAACAUUGUGGAACUUAGAAUAUCUUGCCAGGAAUAUAAUGUGGGUUCACACUAAAAUUGUUGGAUGUGCGUG